Asterias rubens (European starfish) is the source of this 1601-nucleotide messenger RNA. Its product is annotated as hematopoietic prostaglandin D synthase-like. The record is from RefSeq and is a predicted model, not a curated record. NCBI's taxonomy places the organism in Eukaryota, Metazoa, Echinodermata, Asteroidea, Forcipulatida, Asteriidae. Bases 85 to 705 code for a protein of 206 amino acids. Gene Ontology annotation, molecular function: glutathione transferase activity. Gene Ontology annotation, biological process: glutathione metabolic process. The transcript is spliced from 5 exons.
GUAGCGAAACAGCAUCACUUGCUUCAGAGGGAACCGACUGUCCAGUAAUUUUUAGAACUAAACUCCAGCACACCACAAAUCAAGAUGCCGUCAUACAAGCUGAACUAUUUUAACAUCCAAGGGCGGGCCGAGAUAUCCCGUCUCUGCUUCGUGGUCGCCGGUGUCCCCUUUGAAGACCGAAGGGUAGAUGGUGCGGACUGGCCUGCCCUUAAACCAACGAUGCCCAAUGGCGCUAUGCCAGUCUUGGAAGUCGACGGUAAAAUGCUGCCCGAGACGAGAGCAAUUCAGGGAUAUCUCGGGAGGGAAUUCGAUUUGAUAGGAGCCGAUAGCUGGGAGACAGCACUAGUCGAUGUCGUGGGAGAAAUGUUAGACGAUCUCAUGAAACCACUCGUCGAAAAAGUUAUUUUCGAAAAGGACGAAGCCAAAAAGGCUGAAAGUGCCAAGGCAUAUUUCGAAGAGAAGGGACCGCUCAUGUUGGGACGGCUUGAAAAGAGGUUGGAAUCGAACCAAGGCGGCGAUGGAUUUUUUGUUGGCAAGAAGAUCUCUGUUGCUGACAUUGCAUUCUAUACUUGUAUGGACCACAUGUUGAAACUUCAACCGACGGUCCUAGACAAGUACCCGAAGCUGAAAGCUCUCAGAGGUCGAUUUGCUGCUGAAAAGAACGUAGCCACAUACCUUGAAAAACGCCCCCAAUCAGACAUGUAGAUUGUGACGUCAUAACAAUUGAGAGGGGACUUGACACUAGGUGGCAGCAGACUUACCGGGUAAUUCAUUAAUGUUCUUGAUAAAGUGUGCAUUGUUCAGAACUAUGGAAAUUUACCUCUGGUAAAUCUGCUGUCACUAGCGUUUCAAAGUCUCCAGUUCCUUUAAUAAAAUGACAACAAAACAUUCAUUUUUUUAUCUGAGCAGAGUCGCGUUUAUAUAUUAUUGCUCUAUGGUUUUAUUAUACUCAAAUGUAUAAAGGGCCCGAUGUGGCGUAUUUUAUUUUUUUCCAGGACGAACGUGGGCACAUGAUUACCCAACGUUCGUCCUGUUUUGUUUUCCAGUACGAACGUAUGCAGAUGUUUACCCACGCCCCACCUUGUGGAUAGGGUCACUUGGGGCUGACCCGAGGUGCACUGACGUCACGACGAGAAGGCUCACGUGAUGAUGCGUCUGUUUGUUUUUUGCCAGGUGGGGCGUGGGUAAACAUCUGCACACAAUCGUACUGGAAAACAAAAUAGGCGACUUUUCCAGGACGAACGUUGGGUAAUUAUGUGCCCACGUUCGUCCUGGAAAAAAAAUCAAAUACGCCACAUCGGGGUCGACCCAGGGAAGCUAAUCGAAUCAUAUGAUCGAAUGCACCCUGUAUUUACAAACUUCUUCUGCAUGGUAGCGCCCUCUGUUGAAGCAUCCUUAUACAGGCUAUGUUAAUUUCCCAUUGUGGGACCGAAUCUCCGGCGGACAGAAUUCCCUGGGACACCGGGGCUCCACUACAGAAGGCCAGUCCUUCUCGGGACGUCAACUCCAUUCAAGUUGUAUUGUAUUGUAUUAAUGUGUUGUACAUUUUGUAUUGACAAUUAUUCAUUAAAUAUCUGUACUUAUGAAUGUAUGAAUGGAAA